Molecule: messenger RNA, 1356 nt
Organism: Drosophila ananassae
Lineage: Eukaryota; Metazoa; Arthropoda; Insecta; Diptera; Drosophilidae
Product: E3 SUMO-protein ligase ZBED1-like
Exons: 2
Coding region: 147-1079 (310 amino acids)
Molecular function (GO): protein dimerization activity; DNA binding
Source: RefSeq, a predicted model, not a curated record
GAUAUAUCGAAUAUUUGGGUUUGCGAACCACUAUCGAUGUUUGAGUGCCGAUAGUAAACGAUAGUGGCAAGCUUGCACAUCUUUACUUUUGGCGAACAACUGCGGAGAUCUACACGUGAAAGUUAAUAUUGGUGUUGGCGGAGAAAAUGGACAAAUUUUUGCAAGGCGAAUACGAUAAAGGCAUAAGUGCAAAGAGCAAGUCGGAGGAGGACGAAAACCAGGUGAAACGAAUAGGGAAGUCCAAAGUGUGGAACCACUUUAAAAAGUCCCAAGAUGGCAAGACGGCAAGUUGCAUGCACUGUAAUAAAGUUUACAAAACGAGCGGAAACACGUCAAACUUGUUUGACCAUAUGAAACGACUCCACCCGGGAAUUUCAAUGGAAGAGCAACAAAAGCGCGCGAAUACGAUUGUACCCUUUUUGUUUAACCAGUACGAUCGAGACUCGUCACGUAAAAAACUUAUUGACAACGCUUUGGCUGUUCUUGUGUCGGCAGAUAUGCAACCUUUUUCAAUUGUAGAGGAUUCCGGAUUUCGCGAGUUUGUCAGAGUUCUUGAUCCACGAUACACACUUCCUUCGCGAAAGACUCUACAACAUGUAUACAUGAAGAAUAUAUUUGAAGACUUGAAAACAAAACUUUUUACAAUAUUGGACCGCGUUAACAGUUGCGCCAUUACUGCAGACCUUUGGACUUCAAAAGCCAACGAGUCGUAUAUUACUGCAACUUGCCACUUUAUAACAAAAGACUUCGUUUUGCGCUCAGUUGUAUUGGCCACAAAGCCGUUAUUGGAUGACUCUAAUCAUUCGGCUCAAAACAUUGCUUCUUCAUUGCGUGGCAUUUGUGACGAAUGGAACAUUUUUGACAAAAUAGCAGCUAUUACAACGGACAACGCUAACUCUAUGAUCAAAGCUUGUGAGUUUUUACAAAAAAGACAUCUACCCUGUGUUGCUCACACCAUAAACCUGGUUGUGCAAAGCUGUUUGGCGAUCGAUUGCUUACAAGACAUUUUACUUAAAUGCAAGCGAAUUGUCACAUACUUUAAAAGCAGCUCAAUUGCACUUACUAAGUUGGAACUAUAAUUGGAACUAUCAGCGAUGCUGUAACUGAAGUACUGGAAGAUACCUGUUUUGUAGCGUUAUCAAACGGAGAUAGUAACUGAACAAUAUCUUUUAAUAUUGCGACUUCGUCCGCAGUGAAUGGUGUUGGUGCUUUAGACGUACUUAAAAGUACUUUCGAGAUGGCCUCAUUUGUAAGUAGUAUUCUUUCUAUCAUGUGAUAGGCACUGUUCCAUCUUGUGGGCACUUCUUGUAUCAAGCUAUAUUUAAUGUCCGUUUCUUGCGACGCUUUAAACUUACU